AUGUAUUCCGUCGAAUCCAAACUACCCCGCAUUCGCCUCACAUCGGCGACUGUGAGAUCCCCACCAUUGCGAUCGUCCCUUCGCCCUGAUAAAGCACUCCCGUCUCACAAUUCUUCUCUGGCACUCACAUUCCUAAUCGCAUCCCACAAUCUUUCCGCAGCCAUCGCCACAUCGUAA
Molecule: messenger RNA, 177 nt
Organism: Chondrus crispus (carragheen)
Lineage: Eukaryota; Rhodophyta; Florideophyceae; Gigartinales; Gigartinaceae
Exons: 1
Coding region: 1-177 (58 amino acids)
Source: RefSeq, a predicted model, not a curated record